AUGCUCGCGAUCACCAUCACUAUGGCUGAAGAUCUGGCUCAGCUGCCGGAUUUAGUGGAGGAGCGACGCGUCGACAUUAUAGUCAACUUGCUCCCGGGACUAGCCAGAAUGGCUGUAGCGCCCGGUUCUCGAGCCGAAACGCAGGCCGUCUGCGUCAAGAUUAUUGCCGAUAUGACUAGUGUCUGGCUGGGCCAAAUGACCUGUUCACAGUCAUCGAGUCUGAGUUUAACCGAGCUUGGCGGCUCCGACUUGGGCCUUGACUGUUCGCAGCCUUCGCAGGUGGACGCUACUGCAGAGGUCCCCUCUUCGCCAUCCAGUAAGUCGGCCAAGGUGGCUGGGUGCGGCGGCUUCUUCAACCGCUCCUCAACAUCCGGUACCGGAACUGGGCCUACGCGGCAGUCGGGCCAUAGACGAGCAAAAAGGAAGCCUGGUCCGCCUGGCUCCACGGAGGCCCGGCUCCUAUUGGCCGAGCAGGGCCGGCCGCGACGGUUUGUGAUCGGCGCCGAUGGGCCUACCAUCCAACCUCCAGGACCCGAGGUGCUUGUUUCGUUGGUUGAGUUGGUCAAUAAACUCCUCAUACCCUAUGUAAGUCCUACAAGCCACUUUAGGCUCUGGUAA
Protopolystoma xenopodis is the source of this 618-nucleotide messenger RNA. The record is from the annotation of a GenBank genome assembly. Lineage: Eukaryota; Metazoa; Platyhelminthes; Monogenea; Polystomatidea; Polystomatidae.